AAAAAAAAAAAAAAAAAUCUACACUUAUCUCUCUCCACCCCCACCUUCCUCUUCCUUCUUCCUUCAACCACUUGCUUGCUUCUCUCCCCUGGCCCUAACUCCAUCAAUUCCUUCUUUCCAAUUCUAAAUUCAGCAAUUAACCAUAUUAUUCCAUCAUGAGGAAGAGACAAGUCGUGAUUAGGAGGUCGUCGGCAGAGGCGCCGUCGUCGAGGAGCAGUAGCACGGCAGACAGCAACUCGUCGUCGGUGUCUAGCUACACGGUGAGGAGCGUGAGGUACGGCGAGUGCCAGAAGAACCACGCCGCCAACGUCGGCGGGUACGCCGUGGACGGCUGCCGGGAGUUCAUGGCUAGCAAUGGUGAGGAAGGGACGACGGCGGCCCUGACGUGCGCCGCCUGUGGGUGCCACAGGAACUUCCACCGGAGGGAAGUCGACACGGAGGUUCCGCUCGCCGCCAUCGAGUACCAUCCGCACCACCGCCACCACCCUCCGCCGCCAGCACCGCUCUCGGCGGCGCCCCCUCGCAGCCCGAAUUCCGCCUCCCCGCCUCCGAUCUCGUCCUCCUACUACCCUUCCGCUCCCCACAUGCUGCUGGCUCUGUCCGGGUCGGGACCCGGCGAAAACCCUAAUCCGAAUCUCGCAACCGUUUCCCCCCACCACAACGGCUCGUCGUCGAGGAAGCGGUUCAGAUCCAGGUUCACCCAGCACCAGAAGGAGCGGAUGCACGAGUUCGCGGAGCGGGUCGGGUGGAAGAUGCAGAAGAGCGACGAGGAUUUGGUGCUGGAAUUCUGCAACGAGGUCAAGGUGGAUAAAGGGGUUCUUAAAGUCUGGAUGCAUAACAACAAGAACACCUUCGCCAAAACCCGGGUCAGUGGUAGUAGUAAUAAUACCAAUAAUAGCCUCGACCACCACCAUAGCGCCGCCGCAAGCGCCGGCGGCGUCGGCAAUAACGGGGAUGGUUUGAAUCACGGUAACAACUACCACCACCGUCUGUUUGAGAGUGAUAAUGUCGGCGGCGCGAAUGGGUCAUCUUCAUCAUCUUGA
This is a messenger RNA of Linum tenue, 1043 nucleotides long. The record is from the annotation of a GenBank genome assembly. NCBI's taxonomy places the organism in Eukaryota, Viridiplantae, Streptophyta, Magnoliopsida, Malpighiales, Linaceae.